Messenger RNA from Hemisphaericaspora subhashii, 4035 nucleotides. RefSeq lists its product as uncharacterized. Lineage: Eukaryota; Fungi; Ascomycota; Pichiomycetes; Serinales; Debaryomycetaceae. The coding region runs from base 1 to 4035 and encodes 1344 amino acids. The transcript has a single exon. The record is from RefSeq and is a predicted model, not a curated record.
AUGGGGAGACUGUUAUACGUAGGAAAGCGAAGACGAGGUGGUGGAUUCUCUUCUGGACGGUAUACCCCAAAAGAGUAUCGUGGAGCAAAUUUUCAGCACUAUAGGGAACACGACAACACAUCUCAUGUUGAUAAUGACGAAGUUACUGAAGAUGGUGAUUUAUUUGAACAUAGAAUGCAGCAAGAUAAUCCAGUUGAUAGAAAUGAUAACUUAGGAACACAUGAGAUAACUGCACAAAAUGAAGAUUAUAUAAAAGAUUUGGAGCUUUCAGACCAAAUAGUGCACGAUAGAAUUAUUGGAGGAGUUAACUACAAACUUAGACUUUUCGAUCCCUUAUAUGAUCCUCCUAAUGCCGAGAGAAUACAAGCUGGUUUUGAUAUGGGCAAAUGUUUUACCCCUGCUGUAUGUCGGUUUUUAUUGUUGCAUUAUCCACAGCUCAAACCAUUUUCAUUUAAAGGUGCCACACCCAAUUUAGCAAUGGAAAACAGUAUGUUUCAAUCUUACAUUUUUGCAAUGUCAUGUGGAUUUCAAUCACAUAUAGAUAUGGCUCUUCAUCUCAAAUACAAUAAUCUUCUACGAGUGGCCCAAAGAGAAUACAAGAACUCAUUCCAUCAUUGGUCCCCUGAUGGAGAAUUCGGAGUAAACACACACAAUUUUGUCACUACAUUGAGGACAAUGGCUUGGGCAUACGAUCGUAGUUUUAGGGCCCCGAUACGUGCCGAGGAAGAAGAAAAACAUGUUGAAGAAGAAGUAUCAAUACCGGAUGAUGUACGUAAGGAUGAAUCAGAAGAAUACCGUGAUGAUCAACCAGAUUUUCUAAUGAACGUCUCAGACAGUUUUGAUCAAAAUGAUAUCCUUGAACCAGUUGUCCUGAUUGAGAUGCCGGAGUUAUAUAGCCUACCACGGAGACAUCCACCUAUGCCAAAAUACAACGAAGUCUUAGAUGAUUAUUUAGGUUCACCUAGGGAUGCUGCUGAACCUCCAACGAAGAAACGGAAAAUAGAACUGCCAAGCAAACAUAUGAAUGAGGAAGAAAAACAAAAUAAUGACAAAGAAGAGGAAUAUAUAAGCAAUUGUGGAUCAGCACCUAGUAUUACAUCUUACACGUGCAAAGAUAGAGAAGUCAUUGGAUUGUUUGAGAAAGUAUUAGAAAUUCCAUUAUCAGAGAACGUAAAGGAUAGGUUACGUGUAGACACUCAAGUAGACGACAAGGCACUGGCGGCAACGCGGUCUAAUGCUAUCCCGUUGGAUGAAUCAGAAGCAAGUAAAUCACGUUCACGUUCACCAGAAGCCUUGUCGCACGAUAAACUGUUAGAAAGAGGUUUUAGAGAGACAUUACGUAGACAUGAAGCUCCUCGAGAUCUGCAGGAAGCUUCAAUUGUAGAGCAAAGAAGAAUGAAAGAUUUAAAGAAGAAAGAAGAACUUCGUCGAAUCUUUAUGGUAGAUAAGCGAAGAGAGCAAGAGAGAAGGAGGAGACAAGAAGCAAGAAAGGCAGAAAAAGAAAAAGAAAAAAGUGCUAGCAAUACUGAAGACCAAACUAAAGAAGCUACUGAAAGUGAAGAACAAACACCCAAAAAAGGAGAAAGUGGAUACGACAAACUUCAAAUGUUGGUCGAAGCAAAAAGAAAGCCAAAAAUGCAACUGGCAACUGAGAUUGUACAACGAAAGAAAGAAGAAAUUGCGCGAAUGCAACGAGAACUUGAAAGAAAAGAACGAGAAAAGAAGGAAAGAGAAAGAAUGGAAAAUAUACGAAUGCAAAAGUUUUCCCGCCGUGAACAAAAUAUGCAAUCUUUACAAGCUCUUAAACAAAACCAGCAAGAGGUUAUAGAAAUCGCGUCUGAAGAUGAAACUAGUUUUCAUAUGCAUGACGGUACAGAGAAUGGUAUGUCACAUGAUUCAAGACAGUCUCGAAUUAGUUCAGAACCAGCUCCGAAGGUUACUUCAAUUCUUGAAGGAGUAGAGGAAGAAAAUGUAGAGAAAGAAAAUAAUGAGGAAGGAAAUAAUGAAAGUACAGAGCAAAUUCAUCAAAGGUUAGAAAGCGAAAGACAAGAAACUCCCUCGGUAGAAACAGCACGUGUGGAUCGCGAGGGAUCCGGCAAUUCCGGUCAAGAGAAUUUAGAAAAGGAACGACCAGAUCAAGAACAAGAACAAGAGAAAUCACUGACCGAACAAUCAGAAAGACGAGAUCUUCAACAAGAAAGUAUACUAGAAGAACAUGAGGCAAGCAAGCUUCCACAAAAAGAAAAUGGGCAAGAUAAAGAAGACCACCUGGAUCAUUCCCCUGAACAAGAUGAAAGCAACCAAGAAGAUCGUCAAAUGGAACAAAUCGAAGAACAUGACGUUGAAAAGGAUGCUGCUGAAAAAGAACAGUCUGUCACAACGCUGCAAAGAACAGAUGAACAAGAAUCUAGAGGUAUGCAACUCCAAAAAAACCCUAAUGACGAAAAUGAAGAGACAAGUGCACGUGACCAAGGAGAUUUGAAUAUAGAUAUAGUUAAUACACUGGAUAAAGGAGGGCAUGAUUUGUCAGAGAGUGCCGAUAUGCAAGCUCAAACACGUGUAGCUAAUAAUUCAGAAACAACAAACGUUGCUGAUAUGCAGAACACUACUAACCAGAAGGUAAAUAAUACGGAAAGUCCACAUGCGAUUAAUUUUGAGCAAUUGGAAGAUGAGGUUGACAUUUUUCUUGAUAACCUCUUUGGUGAUGGUAAGGAAAAGACAAAAGAUGGAAGUGAAAAUGAUACUCCAAGUUCAGUUUUUGAUGAAGCACCCGAUGGUCUUGAUAAAGGCAAACAGACAGGCACUCUUGAAAAAGACAAGGAAGUAGAAGAAGGUCCAGACGCCACUAACACAACCGAAACAGUGACAUUACAAGUGCAAGAGCAGGUGCAAGUCGAGUCGAAUCAAGAUCAAGGAAAUCGAAUUGAAGAGAAUGCAAAUGUAAACAACGUCGCUCAAAACAUGCCCGUCCAAGAAGAAACUGAAUCCAACCAAUUGCAAAGAGAUAAAACUGAUGAUAGAACAAAUCAGGUAGCAAACGUCGCUGUUCAACCUGAGUUGAAUCAAGAAAAAGCAAAUCAAAAAGACCUGGACUCGAGUACAGCAAGUGUCACCCAACCCAUUCCAUCUCAGCAGCAAAUUGGAUCGGCUCAGCCAGAUUCUCAAAGACAACAACCAGUACAACCAGCUCUCGUUGAAAAUGUUAUUCCAUCACAAAUAGUUGAACAUGCUAUUCCAUCACAAAUACCGGCGGGUUCAAAUCAAGCACAAACAAGCCAAGAAAAUAUAGAUCGUGCAGAAGACUUUGUGCUGCAGGAAAUACAACGGAUAGAACUGGAUUACCAGAAGCAGCAACAAAUUGCUGCUAGAGAGCAAGAACUAAAAAUGAAAGAAAUGACAGUUUUAAUUGCAAAGUUACAAGAAAUAGAUGUUACACAUAGACGAGAAAUGAAAGAGCUCCGCGGGCGUCAAGCACAUGAAAGAUCAUCACUUAUUAAAAUGAUUGAAAUAUUACGACUGCAGAUUACAUUGCCCAUUCCUCGACGUCCAAGUAGUUCUUCUCAACCGGUCACAAAUGCACAGAGCAACCUAAGGAAUUUGAAUCAAAUGAACCAAGGAAUGAAUCAAAUGAACCACGGAAUGUUAACUCCACCAGUACAAGGACCAUCGUUGCCACCACAGAAUCGUCAAACGUUUCAAGCUGACGCAGCCUUAAAGUUUGGACAAUCCAGUUUUUCAUAUGCCCAACCACAAAUGACUGUGCAGGGACGACCUCAGAUGUUACCCACACAAAUGCCUCCUAACUAUACGGGACAACAAGCUUAUGUGGCUAAUAAUGGUGUCUCGUCAGUUCAAGGAAGUAGACAUCUGAGUUCAGGGUCACCAGUGAUGGCGUCCGGUUUGGCCCCUGUUCCUGCACAACAACAAGUCAGACAACCUACAUUCAAUACACAUAGAGUUCGCUUUGCUUGUAAGAUUCACCCCCAUAUUUAUUUCUUGUUAGGACUUCAACCCCCAAAUUCCCCCCCAAAUUAG